Thalassophryne amazonica is the source of this 2069-nucleotide messenger RNA. It is a transcript of the gene ddx59, whose product is annotated as DEAD (Asp-Glu-Ala-Asp) box polypeptide 59. The coding region runs from base 68 to 1966 and encodes 632 amino acids. Lineage: Eukaryota; Metazoa; Chordata; Actinopteri; Batrachoidiformes; Batrachoididae. The transcript is spliced from 8 exons. The record is from RefSeq and is a predicted model, not a curated record. Gene Ontology annotation, molecular function: RNA binding; ATP binding; RNA helicase activity.
AUGUGCGUCAUUAGUGUGCGCUUAGAAUUGCUUUGAAAAGGGGUUCAGAAGAAUAAAUUCCAAAAGAAUGUUUAUGCCAAGAGCUCUCAAAGUAAAGAGACCUAUAGAUACCACAGGCCAAGUUUUAAAGAAGAAAAUAAAGGUGUUCCAGGAGGAUCGAAGCAAAGAAAGAAGUCCAGAGAUAAAUGUUCCACAGGAGGAACCACAUGAAGACACCAAAACAGAUCAGGAGACUGUUCAAGCCAAUGCAGAUGCUGCAGCUUUGAAGGAGAUAGCAGACAGCCAGUUGUCUUCUUUAGAUGAUAUUGAGGAGGAAGAUGAGGAACCUGUGAAAUCAUUCAAAAAAAGCCAGAGGUGGCCAGAGCCUGGGGAGCCUGUCUGUGUGAUGUGUGGUCGCUACGGAGAGUACAUCUGUGACAGUACCGACAAUGAUGUCUGCAGUCUGGAAUGCAAAGCGAAACACUUGAUCCUGUUGGGGUUUGGGACUGGAGCGGAUGUGUUUACUAACAAGAACUCAGAUGUGGAUAAAAGCACCCCUGAACCUCAACAACCACCUGCUGAUAGCAGCAUAGCAGAUGAACAUGAAAAGGAGUACUCCUACAGUGAAGAUCCAUUCAUAUCAGAUCUCACAGAGGAGCAGGUGACACGGAUUAGACAGGAGCUCGGCAUUGAAAUCCAGGGGAGGGAUGUCAGUCGACCCAUCAUUGAGUUUGAACAUUGUGGCUUUCCUGCCUUGCUGUAUGGCAACCUAAAGAAGGCUGGCUACCAGACACCCACACCAGUCCAGAUGCAGAUGGUGCCUGUCGGCCUCUGUGGCAGGGAUUUGAUUGCCAGUGCUGACACAGGAUCAGGGAAGACCAUGGCCUUCCUGCUGCCAGUGGUGGUGAAAGCGAUGCAGAAACCUGCAGACGGUGUGCAAAGCCCUGCGUCUCUCAUCCUGACUCCCACCAGGGAGCUGGCCAUUCAGAUCGAGAAACAGGCCAAGGAGCUGGUGAUGGGCCUCGCCAACAUGAGAACCGCCCUGCUGGUGGGCGGCAUGCCUCUUCCCCCACAGCUCCACCGCCUCAAACGCAGCAUCAAAAUUAUUAUAGCUACUCCUGGGAGACUCCUUGAGAUCUUGAAGCAGAAAGCAGUACAGCUGGACAAAGUGAAGGUUGUGGUGGUUGAUGAGGUCGACACAAUGUUGAAAAUGGGUUUCCAGCAGCAGGUACUGGAGGUUCUGGAGCACAUCCCCGAAGUGCAUCAGACUCUGCUUACAUCAGCCACCAUCCCAACUGGGACAGAGGAGCUGGCUGCCAGAUUGGUACAUGAGCCUGUUCGCAUUGCCAUUGGAGCGAGGAAUCAGCCGUGUGCCAAUGUCAGGCAGAUUUUGUUGUGGGUUGAAGAGCCCUCCAAGAAGAAGAAGCUAUUUGAGAUUCUCAAUGAUGAUAAAUUGUACCAGCCUCCAGUAGUUGUGUUUGUGGACUGUAAAGCAGGAGCUGAUCUGCUGUGUGAAGCGGUCGCCAAGGUGACAGGCCUCAAUACUGUGGCAAUCCACUCUGACAAAUCUCAGUGGGAACGCAACCGCAUCCUCAGGGGUCUUCUGGAGGGAGACUUUGAAGUGGUGAUCAGUACAGGAGUUCUAGGCAGAGGACUGGACCUGGUCAACGUCAGACUGGUGGUAAACUUUGACAUGCCAAACAGUAUGGAUGAGUAUGUCCAUCAGGUGGGCAGAGCAGGUCGACUGGGUCACAAGGGAACAGCCAUUACUUUUCUCAACAACAAUAACAAACGGCUCUUCCUGGAUGUGGUGAACCGGGUCAAACCCACAGGGACCAUCUUGCCCCCUCAGCUGCUCAACUCACCCCACCUCCACGAGCAGCAGAGGAGGGAAAGGCAGAAGGCAAAGGCAGGACCUGAGGACAUGCUGGUCACCAAGAACAACCUCAUAGACAUCAUAAGGAAACAUGACCGGCGUAAGAAAUAGCACGUUCUGUGUUCCACUGACUGUGCCUGCAUCUCUUACAUGUAUUGCACCAAAUAUUUAUUUUGUAUUUUGUUUAGUAUUAAAAAAAUGUACAUGUGAUGUA